AUGAAAGCUUUCAACGCUUUCGCCGCCAUCCUGGGACUAGCUGGCCUAGCCCAAGCCCACAUGGAGAUGACCUAUCCUGCUCCUUUCAAGAGCAAGUACAACCCGAAUUCAGGUUGGGACAUUGACUACAGCAUGACUUCUCCCCUCGCUGCCGACGGGAGCAACUUUCCCUGCAAAGGAUACCACUCUCUCUUGGGCACCGCGGCCGGUGCACCUACUGCGACCUGGCAGGCCGGGCAGCAGUAUAACAUGACCAUCGCCGGCGGCGCGGACCACGGUGGCGGCAGUUGCCAGGCCUCUCUUUCUUUCGACAAGGGCAAAACAUGGACCGUCAUCCAGUCUUACAUCGGAAACUGCCCCCUUUCACCCUCGAAAUCCUUCAUGUUCACCCUGCCGAUCGACACACCAGCUGGAGUCGCCCUCUUUGCUUGGUCCUGGUUCAACAAGAUCGGAAACCGCGAAAUGUACAUGAACUGCGCUGCCAUCACCGUCAAGGCAGGGAAAGGAACGCCUUCGACACCAAUGAGCAAGCGACCCGCCAUGUUUGUCGCCAAUGUCGGAAACGGCUGCGGAACCACCGAGAUGACGGACCUCAUGUUCCCUAAUCCUGGGCCUGAUGUCUCUAUAACCUCUUCCAACACUAGGGCGCCGGUCGGCCAGUGUCCAGCUGGUCCUGGAGCUGUGAUUCCUACCACUACCAAACCAGCUGUCGUUCCGGCUACGACCAAGAAGACUACAACGACGAAGCCGACUUCCACAAAACCCGGCGGCAUCUUUGUCACCGUUCCAGUGUCAACAACCCUCAAGUCGACAACUCGCAAGACGACGACGACAGCUCCACCAGUACCUACCGGUGGUGUUACUGGCGCCAUUACUCCCGGCACGGCCUGCAAGCCAGAAGGAUACUGGAACUGCCACAAGGGAGGUACAUCCUUCCAGCGAUGCGCUUCUGGUACCUGGUCGGUCGUCAUGUAUGUGGCGCCGGGCACCAAGUGCAUACCCGGCCAGAGCAUGGAGUUUAUUAUUACGUGGGCAUGA
Messenger RNA from Fusarium falciforme, 1038 nucleotides. RefSeq lists its product as hypothetical. The transcript has 2 exons. Lineage: Eukaryota; Fungi; Ascomycota; Sordariomycetes; Hypocreales; Nectriaceae. The record is from RefSeq and is a predicted model, not a curated record. The coding region runs from base 1 to 1038 and encodes 345 amino acids.